This is a messenger RNA of Quercus lobata, 747 nucleotides long. RefSeq names its product 21 kDa protein-like. The coding region runs from base 37 to 681 and encodes 214 amino acids. Gene Ontology annotation, biological process: negative regulation of catalytic activity. NCBI's taxonomy places the organism in Eukaryota, Viridiplantae, Streptophyta, Magnoliopsida, Fagales, Fagaceae. The transcript has a single exon. The record is from RefSeq and is a predicted model, not a curated record. Gene Ontology annotation, molecular function: enzyme inhibitor activity.
CACCAAAAUACGGAAGAAAAAAAAAGUGAAAAAGCCAUGAACACCCAACACCGGUUGUUCCUCGUCUCUCUCGUCUUACAAAUAUUACUCUUCCAACUCCAACCAACCCCAACCGUCGGAGACCCAACUCCCGCCGCUCUCGCACCCACACCCAAAACCAACGGCACAGAAUUCAUCCGCACGAGCUGCGGCACAACGUUGUACCCCGACCUCUGCUACCACUCCCUGUCCCGUUACGCCAGCGCCGUACAACAAAGCCCGGGUCAGCUCGCCAAAGUCGCCAUAGGCGUGACUCUCUCCAAGGCUCGCCGCAUGGCUACCUACGUCUCCACUUUGAUUCGCCAGGCCGAGUAUGGAACGGACCGCAGAGCCGCCGCGGCUCUGCACGACUGCUUCACCAAUUUCGGCGACGCGGUCGACGAGAUCCGCGGCUCGCUGAAGCAGAUGGGUCAGCUCGGAGCCGCGGGUUUGGGAGUGGACUCGUUUAGGUUCCAAAUGAGCAACGUGCAGACGUGGAUGAGCGCCGCCUUGACCGACGAGGACACCUGUACGGAUGGGUUUGAAGGUGUGGCCGAUGGGUCGUUAAAGAGUGACGUGUGUGAUCGGGUGAUGAAGGUACAUAAAAUCACGAGUAAUGCGCUUGCUUUAGUGAACAGCUAUGUUGCCAAGGAGACACCUUGAUGUAUGAUGUAUGAUGUAUGUUCAUGGCUUUUUAAGCAGAGAGUUAGAUAUAGUCAUGUAGAUGAU